This is a messenger RNA of Austrofundulus limnaeus, 1402 nucleotides long. RefSeq names its product mitochondrial rRNA methyltransferase 3a (gene mrm3a). The transcript is spliced from 4 exons. NCBI's taxonomy places the organism in Eukaryota, Metazoa, Chordata, Actinopteri, Cyprinodontiformes, Rivulidae. The record is from RefSeq and is a predicted model, not a curated record. Bases 16 to 1308 code for a protein of 430 amino acids. Gene Ontology annotation, molecular function: RNA binding; RNA methyltransferase activity. Gene Ontology annotation, biological process: RNA processing.
GAAGAAGAAGAUAAGAUGGCUGCGUUCUUGAAAGGCGCGUUGUGUCUCGUUUCCAUAGAGCGAACUUGUUUUCUGAGCAAAAGGAGCGAUAUUAUCGUUCAGUCAAAACGGUAUGUGCGCGCACUGAAAAGGAAACCCGUCAAGGUUUUGUUCCCUGAAGAAAAGACGGGUAAGGCGGUGAAGCCGCCGCCGCAUAAAACAGCGAAACAAAAUGCGACAAAAGUCACUCCUAAAACAAAGCAAGAUACGACUAUAAAACAACCACAAGCUACUGUUUCAGAGGGUUCACCUGAUGAACUUAUCUUCGAGAAGGCUUCACCUGGAGACAAAAGAUUAUCGAAGUUAGUGACCAUUUCCCGGUCCAGAAUUUUACGGGAGAAGGAAGGGAAAAUCGUCCUGGAGGGCCAGCGUCUGAUCUGCGACGCCUUGGAGGCUGGCGCCAGCCCGAAGACGGUGUUCUUCACGACCAUGGAACGGCUUCAAAAGCUGCCUCUGGACAAGCUGAGGAGUGCCAAACUAAUCAAAGUCUGUUAUCAGGACUUCAAGAUCUGGUCUGAUCUUGUCGCUCCGCAAGGAGUCAUCGCCAUAUUUUCUCGUCCGGACCCAGCUAACUUGGACUUUUCACAAAGAGGUCAAUCAGUGCCGUUGUCGCUGAUAUGUGACAACAUCCGGGACCCGGGUAACCUCGGAACCAUUCUACGAUCUGCCGCCGCUGCUGGCUGUAAUAAAGUCCUCCUCACCAAAGGCUGUGUUGAUGCUUGGGAGCCUAAAGUUCUCCGUGCAGCCAUGGGCGCACAUUUCCGUCUUCCUAUCUAUCCCAGUCUGGACUGGGAUGAGGUUGAAGAUAAUCUCCCUAAACCAGUGGUGGUCCACGUGGCUGACAGCAGCCCCAGCACACCAACAGAAACCGAGGAACACGUGUCUCACAAAGCAGGAGACUACGGUUGGGUCAGCUCGAUGCCGAACAAGAAAAAAGUGCUGUACGAGGAAUACGACACAGACUCUGACUCCGACUCUGAUUCUGAUUCUGAUUCUGACUUUGAUGACGAGACCCCCAAUGUGGAAACCAAGCUGUACCACAACAGCUGGGCCCAGAGCGCCACGGCGCUCGUCAUCGGCGGCGAGACGCAUGGCCUGAGCAAGAACGCGGUCAAGUUGGCGGGAAAAACCCACGGUCUCAGGCUCUGUAUUCCCAUCGUUCCCGGUGUGGACAGCUUGAACUCGGCCAUGGCGGCCAGCAUACUCCUGUUUGAGGGCAGGAGGCAGCUUCUGCAGCUUCUGCAGACGUCGGAAGGAACCGCAACCUAAAGCUGGGAGGCAGAUUAUGUGAUGUUUCUGACACAUCAGACUGAACCUAAUCACAUGUUCUGUCUCGCAAUAAAACCUUGAAUUAAAUGAAGAA